Molecule: messenger RNA, 1251 nt
Organism: Trichomonas vaginalis G3
Lineage: Eukaryota; Parabasalia; Trichomonadida; Trichomonadidae
Product: methionine aminopeptidase 2 family
Exons: 1
Coding region: 1-1251 (416 amino acids)
Biological process (GO): proteolysis
Molecular function (GO): metalloaminopeptidase activity
Source: RefSeq, a predicted model, not a curated record
AUGUCUAACAAAGGCAAAGGUAAGGAUGCUAAACCACAAUCUGCUGAAGAUGAGGAAGCCGAGCAAAUGGCUUUCCUCCUCCAAGCUGCCCAAGCUAAGAAAGCAGCAGGCCCUGCAAAAGUAACAAAGGUUGAGAAAAACCCACUCGCUUUCGAGUGCCCAGGUCUCCCACCGCUUCCAAAGGAAGAGAAUCCAGCUAGAGACUGGCCAGCCGUCGAAACAUAUGAAUACAACGAACACAAUGGCUACAGAUCAACAUCUAAAGAAUUAGCUGAAGUCGAACGUAUCCAAUAUGCUACUUCUAUCCUUCCAGAUCUCAGAGAAGGUGCUGAAAUCCAUCGUCGCGUCCGCAGAUGGGCCAUGGAAAAUGUAAUCAAGCCAGGUGUUAAGCUUUACGACAUGUGCGCACAGAUUGAAGAAGCUGUUCGUAAGCUUUCUGGCUAUGAACCAAUUUUCCGUGGUCUUGCCUUCCCAUGUGGCUGUUCAAUCAACAAUUGUGCAGCGCAUUACACUCCAAUGUACAACACCGACCAAAGAGUUCUUGGCAAGAGUGAUGUCAUGAAGAUCGACUUCGGUGUCGCUAUCAAUGGCAACAUCAUCGAUUCUGCUUUCACAGUUUGCUUUGAUCCAAAGUUCGAGCCACUUCUUGAAGCAGCCAAGACAGCUACAAACACAGGUGUCAAGAUAGCCGGUAUCGAUGCCCGUAUGAACGAAAUUGGUGAUGCCAUUCAAGAAGUUUUCGACGCUUCCUCCAUUGAUAUUGACGGAAAGCACUACGACAUCAAGCCAAUCUCCAACCUCAGUGGCCACAGCCUUGGCCCAUACACAGUUCACGCUGGUAAGUCAAUCCCAAUCACCAAAGGUGGCAACGCCGAAAAGAUGGAAGAAGGCGAACUCUUCGCUUGCGAGACAUUCGGCUCCACAGGCAAGGGUAUUGUCCACAAUGAUGGCGACAAUGUCAGCCACUUCAUGGUUGCCAGAAAUCCACCAACACCAAGAACACCAGCUGCCAGAAAACUCCUCAAGACACUUCAGGAAAACUUCUCUACACUCGCCUUCUCACAGAGAUUCAUCGAUCGUAUCGGAGAAAAGAAAUACCAACUUAACCUUCGCCACCUCGUUGAAUGCCGCGCUGUUCAUGAUUAUCCAUCACUCUCUGAUGUUAAGGGCUCUUACGUUGCUCAGUUCGAACAUACCUUCAUUUUACUUCCUACACACAAAGAAGUCCUUUCAAGAGGUGAUGACUAUUAA